Molecule: messenger RNA, 2190 nt
Organism: Neoarthrinium moseri
Lineage: Eukaryota; Fungi; Ascomycota; Sordariomycetes; Amphisphaeriales; Apiosporaceae
Exons: 4
Coding region: 1-2190 (729 amino acids)
Biological process (GO): DNA recombination; cellular response to gamma radiation; double-strand break repair via nonhomologous end joining
Cellular component (GO): nucleus; Ku70:Ku80 complex
Molecular function (GO): damaged DNA binding; double-stranded DNA binding; telomeric repeat DNA binding
Source: RefSeq, a predicted model, not a curated record
AUGGCCGACAAGGAGACCACCAUCUACAUCCUGGACCUUGGGUCAUCGAUGGCAGAUUGCCACAAUGGUAGAACAGAGUCCGACCUGGAUUGGUCGAUGCGCUGGGUCUGGGACAAGAUAUCUACCACAGCAGCCGCAUCCAGGAAGACGUGGCACGUUGGCGUCAUCGGCGUCAGAACAGAUGAGACCAAGAACGCCAUGGAGGAUCAGGACGGCUACGAGCACAUCUCCGUUCUUCAGGACCUCGAGCCAAUGGACCUGCCCAAGAUGAGGAACCUCCGGGACUCGAUUAAGCCGAGCAACACGCUUGAGGGCGAUUGCAUUUCGGCCCUCAUCCCGGCCAUUGACAUGAUCGACACCGUCGCGCCCCAGAGACUCAAGUUCAACCGGAAGAUCUUCAUGGUCACGUCAGGAGAGGCCCCGCUUGAUCUCGACCCGGAUGAUAUUCAGAGCAUAGCUGACAAGCUGAAGUCAAAUAAUAUUGCUUUGACGAUCCUGGGCAUUGACUUUGAUGAUGCUGAAUUCGGCUUUAAGGAAGAAAACAAGACAGAGGUCAAAGCCGCAAACGAGGCCCUUCUUCGGAGUCUGACCGAGGCCUGCGGUGAGGAUCUCGGCACCUUCGGCACCAUAGCGGAAGCCAUCGAUGAGCUUGACACGCCGAGAUUGAAGGCCACAAAGCCUUACAAGCCCUAUGACGGACCUCUGACCCUUGGUGAUCCUGAAGUAGACCCAAGAGCCAUGCGGAUCAAUGUUGAGAGAUAUUUCAAGACAAAGAAAGCCAACCCUCCAACAGCCAGCAAUGUCGUAGUGCGGACGGAUCACGGCACUCAAUCUACCUCAACUCUGGAGGACGGCGAUGAGAUGCAGGGUGUAGAGUACGGCGGUGGUGAAUUUGCUGCUGUCAAGAAUGCCCGCACCUACAAGGUCAAUGACCCGGACGCACCCGGUGGCAAGCGGGACGUUGAAUUCGAUUCGUUAGCCAAGGGUUAUGAAUACGGCAGGACUGCUGUACACAUCAGCGAGGCUGAAUUCAACAUCACCAAGCUCGAGACGACGAAGGGCUUCUCCAUCAUUGGCUUCAUCCAACAGGACAAGUACGAGCCAUUCCUGAAUUUUGGCGAGAGCUGCUUCACAGUAGCCCAAAAGAACAGCACCGCAGACAGCAUGAAGCUGUCGUCCUUGAUUCACUCCCUCCACGAGCUUGAGUCGUAUGCCCUAGCUCGGCUGGUGGUAAAAGAUGGAAAGGAUCCAAUCCUGGUCCUCCUGGCGCCCCAUAUCGAUCCAGAUUUCGAAUGCCUCUACGACGUGCCACUGCCCUUUGCGGAGGAUGUUCGGCAUUACCCGUUUCCUCCGCUAGACAAGGUCAUAACUGUGAACAACAAGACUUUGACGAAGCAUCGAUACCUGCCAUCUCAAGAUCUGGAGGAGACAAUGAGUGAAUAUGUCGAUGCCAUGGAUAUCUCAACUUACGCCCUGGAUGACGAGGGUGAGCGAACGUUUGAGUAUGCGGCGGUAGACGAUACCUACAGUCCAUCAUUGCAUCGCAUCAACCAAGUCGUCCGCCACCGUGCCAUUCAUCCCGACAAGCCAGUGCCCCCAAUCCCUCAUAUCCUGCUGAAGUACGCUCAGCCUGACCGCGACUUGGUCGAAGCAGCCAAAACGAGGUUGGAUGAUCUCAUUGAAACGGCAGAAGUGAAGAAAGUUCCACCUAAAGCUACGGGCAAGAAGAGACAGCACGAAAGAGCCCGUCCCAUCUCCGGACUGGAUGUUGAUGCUCUGCUCAAGAUGCCCGACAACAAGCGCACGAAGAUUGACCCAGACAACGCCAUCCCGUCGUUCAAGCAGAUGAUGAGCAAUGCCAAUGACGUGUCGGACUUUUCCGAGGCUGCUAAGCAGCUGGGACAGAUUGUGCGUCAGCUCGUGACCGACAGCUUCGGCGACAGAAACUUUGACCGCGUCAUUGAGAACCUGGGCGUUUUCCGUGAAUUCAUGAUCAACUAUGAAGAGCCCAUGUUGUAUAACGAUUUCAUGGGAGACUUCAAGAAGAGGCUUCUUUCCGGCGAGCUGGGCGGCGAUAGACGAGAGUUGUGGUGGCAGCUGAAGGGUGCCAGGAUCGGCCUCAUCGACAAAGAGGCAUCUGAAGAGUCCAAGAUCACUCGGGAAGAGGCUGCCGAGUUCUGGAAGAAGUAA